UGCACAUCACAGGCUCAGAAAGUGCAAACCUCACCCGAAGCACGGCAGCUACAGAGGACCAUGGCAUUUUCAGGGAUGCUGAGCGACGAGGACAUCAAGGCUGCGGUCCAGGCAUGUCAAGCUCCAGGCACAUUCGACUUCAAGUCAUUCUUUGCACAAGUGGGACUGACCGGCUCAUCUGAGGUUGAAGGGAAAAAAGUGUUUACAGUCCUGGACCAGGACAUGAGUGGAUACAUCGAGGAGGAGGAGCUCAAACGUUUCCUUCAGAAUUUCUCCCCGGGGGCGAGGGAGCUGACUGUGGCUGAGACCAAGGCUCUGAUGGCUGCAGGCGAUAAGGAUGGUGAUGGCAAGAUCGGGAUGGAAGAGUUCUGUGACAUCCUGAAAUAGAAAGAAUAAACAUCUUUGACAACGGCCGUCUCUCCCUAUUUUAAGAUAACAGGUUUUAUUAUGGAAAUCCUGAUUUUUCCAGAUUGUUUGAUGCAAAGACCAGAUAUUCACCUUGGAUAUUCUCUACCUGCCUGCUGCUCUCCCUUUUGAUGUGAUACAAUGAGAUGUUUGGUUGCCAGACGCCUAAAGCUGGAUAUUAGUUGUGUGUAUGUUUAAUCAAUCAGGUACCUGGAAUAAGUUAAUAAAUUUAUUUAA
This is a messenger RNA of Centropristis striata (black sea bass), 642 nucleotides long. RefSeq names its product parvalbumin 5 (gene pvalb5). The record is from RefSeq and is a predicted model, not a curated record. The coding region runs from base 61 to 387 and encodes 108 amino acids. Gene Ontology annotation, molecular function: calcium ion binding. Gene Ontology annotation, cellular component: cytoplasm; nucleus. The transcript has 5 exons. Lineage: Eukaryota; Metazoa; Chordata; Actinopteri; Perciformes; Serranidae.